Molecule: messenger RNA, 468 nt
Organism: Heterobilharzia americana
Lineage: Eukaryota; Metazoa; Platyhelminthes; Trematoda; Strigeidida; Schistosomatidae
Source: the annotation of a GenBank genome assembly
AUGGAUCCGCAUAACUUCGCAUAUUGGGGUAGACAAAUGAUUGAUUUUAUAACAUGCUAUUUAAAAAAUAUCCGAAAAUAUCCUGUUAUACCGGACGUGGAACCGGGUUAUUUAAGGCAGCUACUACCAGAAGAACCACCUGAAGAACCAGAACCAUGGUCAAACAUAUUUGACGAUGUCGAAAAGUACAUUUUACCUGGAUCUUCUGCAAGUGAUUGCAUAUUUAUAUCAAUGUUAGCUGCUCGUCAUCAGGCAGUUGAACGUUAUAAACAUCACUUUGAAGAAGUGGGUGACUCAAAUCCUGAAAUUGCCGUUUUAUCAAGACUUGUAGCAUAUGCCUCUGAAUUAGCUCAUUCAGCCGUUGAGAAAGCCAGUAUGCUGGGAUUUGUAAAAUUACAUCAGCUGAACGUGGAUGAAAAUUUAAGCACUCAAGGCAUAGCCUUACAAAAUGCUAUUAAAGUAAGAUAA